AUGAAAUUCCGCCUGUUCUAGAAAUAGAACUUAACACUGACGGUUUGUCAUUGAGUAAAAGCAACCCUAUGCAAUAUUGGCCUUUACAAUAUAGGAUCAUUAAUAUUCCUUAUUUCAAGCCGGUGAUUAUAGGUGUAUAUAAAGGACUUGAAAAACCUUGCAAUGUAUAUAGCUUUUUUAACAAUUUUAUUGAUGAGGUAAAAGAAAUUAAUAAUGGACUAGGAGGAAUACUAAUACGGAAUCGUCAUAUUCCUAUAGUGUUUAAAAAUUUUGUUGCCGACGCUCCAGCGAGAGCUUUAGUUUUAAAUCAUUAUGGACACAAUUCGUAUAAUCCGUGUUCUAAAUGUAAAGUUAAUGGCGUCCGACAUGAGAAUCGAAUGGUUUACUUGGGCAUCAAUCAUGAAAAACGAACAAAUGAACAAUAUAUAUCUUGUGUGGAUGAGGAUCAUCAAAAAGGAAGAAGUCCAUUAGAAGAUCUUGGAAUACCAAUUGUCACAGGAGUGCCUUUUGAAAUUAUGCAUCUGGUAUACCUUGGUGUUACUGUGAGACUAUUAAGUGCGUGGUAUGAUGGCAAAUUUGGAGGGAAACUACGUAGCUCAGCGCUUAAUGAAUUGUCUUCACGAUAUGUAGAGUUAAACAAGUUGUUGCCCAAACGAAUUUGCACGUCGUCCUAG
This is a messenger RNA of Nylanderia fulva, 674 nucleotides long. The record is from RefSeq and is a predicted model, not a curated record. NCBI's taxonomy places the organism in Eukaryota, Metazoa, Arthropoda, Insecta, Hymenoptera, Formicidae.